Molecule: messenger RNA, 2282 nt
Organism: Labrus mixtus (cuckoo wrasse)
Lineage: Eukaryota; Metazoa; Chordata; Actinopteri; Labriformes; Labridae
Product: TBC1 domain family member 15
Exons: 10
Coding region: 328-1713 (461 amino acids)
Biological process (GO): activation of GTPase activity
Molecular function (GO): GTPase activator activity
Source: RefSeq, a predicted model, not a curated record
GAAAUCCAGACUCCACCUGGAAUGUGGGCCAAACUCGGAUCUGAGGGUGCAGUCAUAUGACUCCCAGACGGCUGAAUGAGAGUCAACACGGCUGGAGUUGGUUCACUGAAACGUAUUCAACAUAGUUUUUCAUCUUGGACGAUUUGUUGUAAGUAAUCGCUCGUGGCUGGUUUGAACUCCAGUCCGCACAGGGAGAUGGGAAGCGACGCGUUGUUUUGGCAGCUGUAGUCUGCAGGAGGAUGACAGCUUGUUGUUGUUGUCUGUUGAGGAUUUGUGGAUGCAGCUCUUCUUCACCUGUGGAGGUGAUCGCGUACUCUGCAGGUUCAAAUGGAAGAACUUAGGAAUUGGCGUCCACUGCAGACAGCAGGAGAAGGGACGAGCUCCACAGAUCGUCAGCAGUCACAUGGCGGCUUCCAGAGACAAGUAGCAGUGGUCAAUUCCCCUGCUCUGUCCGCCGCACGACUCACCUUACCUGGAGUCAUGGACGCCGAGGGGAGGGUGGACGAGUCAAGACUAAGGAUGCAUAUCUUCAAAAACGGUGGCGUGUCUCCAUCUGAACGUGGCCUUGUGUGGCGUUUCCUGUUUGGGAUGUACCCGUGCAGCUCGACAGCCUUAGAGCGCUCACUUCUGCAGGAGCAGCUGGUUGUACGUUACAGUGUCAUGAAAAGAAAGUGGCAGCAGCUCCUUCCUGCAGCUGUGCACAUUCACCUCAACGGCACUGAUGCUGAGUUAGUGGCAGCAGUCCGUUACUUUGACCAGAGGCAGGCACGGGCCCAACAACAGACCCAGGACCAGUCUGGGGAGGUCUGGGAAAGACUGGCUUUCUUGGAACUUCAAGCACAGAUACUGUUUGAGCGAGCCACAUUUGACCAGGAGGAGCUGCGGGAAGCAAUACGAAUCAUUGACAAGGAUGUGCCGAGAACUAACAGAGACCUGAGCUAUUACCAGGGCGAAGGUUCAGCCAAUCUGCUGGUGUUAAGAGAUAUCCUCAUCACAUAUGCUGCUUUUCACCCAGAGGUCAGUUACGCUCAAGGCAUGAACGACCUGUGCAGCCGAUUCCUUGAGGUUCUUGACUCGGAGGUGGACACUUUCUGGAGUUUUUCCUGCUACAUGGAGAAAUUCUCCAAGGACUUCAGGGCUGAUGGUCUUCACAGAAAAAUAGAGUUGGAGGCAGCGCUGCUGAAAGAACUGGAUCCUCAGCUAUAUGCUCAUUUAGUCACAGACAGUAUGGAGAGCUUCACCUUCUGCCACAGGUGGCUGCUGCUGGGUUUCCAGAGGGAGUUUGAACACAGCGACGCUUUACGUUUGUUUGAGAUCCUGAGUUGUGACCACCUCGAGCUCAUCUCCCAACAAGUAGACCGAGCCCGUUAUCAGGAGAGACUGGCACGAAAAUACAGCACAGAGGAGAAUUCAGAGUCAAAUCUUCAGGCCAUCAACACUGACUUCACCUUUGAGCUCUUCAUCUGUGCGGCCAUCCUGUUGGAGAACAGAGACGCUCUGCUCAAGUGUCGAGAUGAUGUACAACUUAUCCAGUUUACUAGCAGCCUUCAGGGAACACUGGACCUGAACAGCACGCUGAAGAAAGCAGAGCAUCAUCUGUACAACUACUGCAAGCGCUGUGCUUGGGACUAUAUGAACGGGCACUGCAGAACACACAAGAGCAAAGAAGAGGACUUUCUUUGUCAGCUGCGGAGUUUACUUGUUUUAAAGUGAUGGUUACUAUUUGAAUAUCUGACAUCAAAGACUGCUAUGAUACUGUAAUUUCUAGCGGGACAUAAAAUCCCUAUUUUUUAAUUUGAUGGAACAUAUUUUUUGUCUUAGUUUUUAUUGCUGAGGGAAACACACUACUGUAGUGAUUGCUGCUGACCUUAAGUUUGAUCAGUAACUGCUGGUCAUUUCAAAUGUACAGUAUUUAUUAUGUGAAAGCCUACAAACACCAACUGUGACAAUUUUUGGUUUUGAGUAGGUCAGAGUCAGCACUUUUAAGGACUUGUUUUCCAAGUUAUGAAAUAUUCAACUUCUUAAAAAACCCACCACUGAAUACUGAUCUGGUGUCGCAACAGGUGGUGUCUGAAACGAAACACAGUUAUAUGUAAUGCCAGAUGGCCUAUGUGUCAGAGAGGCCUAUGUAACAAGAAUAGAUAUGUCCAGUUCUUGGGCUCUGGCAGAGGGACCAUGCACGAAGGGGAAUGAUGACUGCACAACUGUGUCUUGAAAAGAGAAUGAAAUUUCACAAUAGUUGUCAUGAAAACGAUACCUCAAUAAAACCACUGAUGAUUGUU